AUGCCGGAGCUCAACAGAAGCCGGCCGAGAGCUGUUGCCGUGACCCUGGCCGUGUUGCUGGUUAUUAAGUCGGAGGUGUUCUGCCAGCCCUACCCGCCUCAGAACUGGUCUAGAGGACAACAGCUGGCCAGGUAUGCGGAUCCUGAGCACCAUGAGAUGUCGCAGGAGCACAUCAUCGAGCCAUCCAGGCCAGCUGUCGAAGUUCAAGAUGCCGCGGAGACCGAGGUG
Symbiodinium pilosum is the source of this 228-nucleotide messenger RNA. NCBI's taxonomy places the organism in Eukaryota, Dinophyceae, Suessiales, Symbiodiniaceae. The record is from the annotation of a GenBank genome assembly.